UCCAGUUUUUUGCUUAAAGAUUUUGUUCGAGCCUGCUCCGUUACAUCUUCUUUCGUUAUGGUUGCUGUGGUUGCUGUGGUAGUUAGCCCGGUUUUUGACUGCCGGAUGAUUACGUUUGCUUCUACGAAUUUUCUUUUUCCUUCUCGACAAUAA
This is a messenger RNA of Haemonchus placei, 153 nucleotides long. The record is from the annotation of a GenBank genome assembly. NCBI's taxonomy places the organism in Eukaryota, Metazoa, Nematoda, Chromadorea, Rhabditida, Trichostrongylidae.